UAACAAUCGGAUCGCAACCCGUCGUCGUCGGCACAGCAGACAGGAGCACCACCAGCACCAGCACUAACAUACUUAAUAACAAAUAUAUACAAGUCAAUACCGUGGCGCGCCUCUCUUCUUCCUUUCUUUCUCAUUAACUCACCCCUUCUUUUCUCCUCACCAUUAUUACUUUUUUUUCUCGCUUUUCCCUUUCCCUUUCUCUUUUCCACUUCUUCCUUCACUCUUCCUUGGAAUCAUACGCACAUAUCAAGGGAAACGACUUUUAAUCUCUGCAUUCCACACUCGACAUUGCCCCCCCCCCUUAUUUUUAUACUCGUCAUUCUUUCGACAUCUGGUACCGAAUCGGUUCUCCUUUGCCCCCUCCCCCAGACAAUUAGCAAAGACAACGACCGGCUCACUCUCACCUGGCUUCUUUCUACUAGCUCUUUACAACCAUGCUUGAUGGCAAAUCUAACAAUGCAUCUCUACUGCUGGGGAACAACCAUACUGUCUACUUGUCCAAUCUACGUGCUUACCAGCAACAAUCGCUACGAUCCACAAAUAAUAGUCCAGCAACCACUGCAACAGGAGCGACAGGAACGACAGGAGGAGGAGCCACCACCACCACUAAUAAGCGGGCUUUACCAACUAAUCAUCCCCUGAACACCACCACUAAUAACAACAACAACAACAACAACAAUACGGCGCCUCCUCCACCUCCUUCGUCUGUUCCUGUGCAGCCCUCGUUGUAUCAGCAGCAACAAGCCAAACGUCUGCAAUACUAUCACACACGCCCACCAGUCUAUGUCGGUAACCCGUCCUUUGGAUUGCAAGACUUUGAAUUGCAGGAUACGUUAGGAACCGGCACCUUUGGACGAGUGUACCUGACAAGGUUCAGAACCACCAACAAAUACUAUGCAAUGAAAGUUCUAAAGAAAUCCGAAGUAGUACGGCUCAAACAGGUCGAGCAUCUGUUGUGGGAAAAACAGAUCUUGGCGUCGGUCCGAUUCCCGUUCAUUGUCGAUCUGUUUUGCGCAUUCCAAGACAACACCAAUCUCUACAUGCUGCUAGAGUAUGUUGUGGGCGGCGAACUCUUUUCACACUUGCGACGAGCAGGUCGAUUCACCAACGACAUGACACGUUUCUACGCCUCUGAAAUUGUACUCGCUAUCGAGUACCUCCACUCUAAAAACAUUGUCUACCGCGAUCUGAAGCCAGAAAACCUGUUACUGGAUCACAACGGGCAUAUCGUCUUGACAGAUUUCGGAUUCGCAAAGCAGAUCGAUGAUCGGACAUGGACGCUGUGUGGCACGCCAGAAUAUCUGGCCCCUGAAAUCAUUCAGAGCAAAGGACACGGAAAAGCUGUUGAUUGGUGGGCGUUGGGCAUCUUGAUUUUCGAAAUGUUGGCUGGCUAUCCUCCAUUUUUUGAUGAUAACUCGUUUGGCAUCUAUGAAAAAAUCUUGGCAGGACGUGUACAGUUUCCAAGUCAUUUCGAUGCACUUGCCAAAGAUCUCUUGAAACGGCUGCUCGUCGGCGAUCGGACAAAACGAUUAGGCAAUCUCAAGGGUGGUCCAGAGGAUAUCAAGCGACACAAAUGGUUUAGAGGCGUGGAUUGGAUAGGCCUCUUGGACAAGACUGUUCGGGCACCGAUUGUACCAAAAUAUCGUCACCCUGGUGACACUGGCAACUUUGAGAAAUAUCCUGACACUAUUGCGACGGAUCGAAACCCAUCGGCUGACGGAGAAGACCCAUACAAGAAUCUGUUUGUCGACUUCUGCACAUCCUCGUCUUCACCAUCUUCACCAUCCUCUUGAACAGACAAAGAAGAACACGCUCCACACAUUCAUCCAUAUCUCCCUUUCAUGAUAUAUCCUCAGCUACUUCGUUUAAAUUAGUACGCAACAACAAUAACCCUUUUAUUUUUUUCGUUAUCUCCUUCUUCUACUCCAAUAUCGCUGUUUAUUUUCUCUUCUACGCAUUAUCUUUCCUUUUUUUUUCGUUUCUCUUACGUUUAUCCCCAACCCCCACCCCACGCCAUUUCUACUGAAUCAUGUAUCUUCUACUAUCCUUUCAUCCAUCCCCGUCAUCUUUCUCUUUUCUUUUUUAAUGAAAUUUGCAUCUGAAAAUACCGCAUACUCAUAAUUCCCUUUCUUCUACUUCUUCAUUGUUCUUGCAUAAAAUCCAUUUCGCUACU
Zychaea mexicana is the source of this 2173-nucleotide messenger RNA. Its product is annotated as kinase-like domain-containing protein. Gene Ontology annotation, biological process: peptidyl-serine phosphorylation. Lineage: Eukaryota; Fungi; Mucoromycota; Mucoromycetes; Mucorales; Lichtheimiaceae. Bases 435 to 1793 code for a protein of 452 amino acids. Gene Ontology annotation, cellular component: cAMP-dependent protein kinase complex; nucleus. Gene Ontology annotation, molecular function: ATP binding; cAMP-dependent protein kinase activity. The transcript is spliced from 7 exons. The record is from RefSeq and is a predicted model, not a curated record.